AUGGAAAGGGAUCGAGUUGCUGGAUCUUGCAACUCCCCUCCCUAUUUUGACGGUAAUAACUACGCUGCAUGGAGAGAAAAAUUUGAGAUAUUUCUUGAUGCUCUUGAUGAGUAUGCAAGUGAGUAUCUCACAAAAGAGUGGGUUGCUCCGGUCAAGACUGUUUUUGGUGAGGAUGUGCCCAAACCUAGGUCAGAAUGGACUGAAGCUGAGGUGUUUGGUGCAUAUUCGAACAAGAAGGCCAGAAAUGCCUUAGUUACUGCUUUGUCUAGCACACAAUUUGCACAUAUACAACAUAUCCCUAAUGCUAAACAAGCUUGGGAUAAACUAAGGGUGGUUCAUGAAGGGGAUGACCAAGUUAGAACCCUAAAACUUCAGAUGGUGCUUGCACAAUUUGAAGAACUUAGGAUGUCUGAAACUGAGUCUAUUUCUGAGUUCCAUGGGAGAGUUGAGAUGAUCACAAAUGAAGCCAUGAGUUUAGGUCAACCCAUUGAAGAGCUUCUUGUUGUUCAGAAAAUUCUUCGUGUUCUACCAUCUAGGUUUAGAGCAAAGAAAACCGUAAUCAUGGAGGUCCAAAAUUUAAAUGAAAUUAAGCUUGGCAAGCUUGUAGGAAAACUGAAAACCUAUGAGAUGGAAUUGAAUAUGGAAGAAAAUGACUCCAAAAAAUCAAAAAAUGUUGCACUUCAAGGAGUGCAUGUUUCCUCUAUGAAAGUUGGUGAAAAAUCCUCAGGUUUUGAGGAUGAGAUGGCUUUGUUUGUCAAAAAAUUUAGGAGAAUUCUUAAGGAAAACGGAAAGUUUGCUAGAGAGGGCAGCUCUGGUAGUGAGAAACUGUUUAGACCAUCAACUGAUCGGUCUAAUGAGAGGAAUAAGGAUGUCAAACCUUUCACGAAAGAUUUCAGAAAAUCUGUCAAGUGCUUCACAUGUGGAGGCAUUGGACACUAUGCUGCUGACUGUGCAAACAAUCAGAAAAAAUACUCCAAAGGAAAGGACAAGGCCAUGAAACCCAUGUCUGAUGAAUCUGAUUCCGAGUCAGAUGACCUGUCAUACGAGUCAUUAGGAAGAAAAUAUGAUUGUUUGUUUAAAGAGACCUUGUGUUUGAAAGAAGAGAGCCUCAAACUUGAGGUUAAUAACCAAGAUCUUCAACAUGAAAUUCUCAUCCUAAAAGAAACCAAAAAGGAGUUAAGUGACAAAUUUGAGUCUCUAGAAAAAGAAAGUGAUGCUCUUGUGUCAAUUAGGAGUAACCUUGAGAAUCAAGUUAAUGUGCUCAAGGAAAGUAACAUUGGUUUCCAGAACUCAAACAAACAGCUCCUAGGUGAAUUGAAUGAAGCAAAUAGGAAGAUUAUAUCUAUGACCAUUGGUGCUUCAAAAAUUGACAAAAUGUUGAAUAUGGGAAAAGUUCAUGGGGACAAAGGUGGCCUUGGAUUUAAUCACUUUGGUUCUAGUUCGUCUAGCUUUACCACUAAUUUUGUCAAAUCAGAAACUCCAGUCACUGUACCUCUUGAUAUUCAGCAGGUUGUCAAGAAACCUAAGUUUGUUCCAACUUGUCACAGGUGUGGGUUGACUGGUCAUAUUCGACCAGUCUGUCAUAUGUUUAGCAAAGAUAAGACCAGAAAAUUGUCUUCAAAAUCUAAAAGGAAUCCCAGAUCUUUGCAAGAUCAAGUUGAUCAUUUGAUGAAUGAAGUUACUAAGAUAGCCAAACUUGUCUCCCUCAAAAUGAGUUCUCCCAUUGUGCCUAAGUCUUCUUGGAUUGCAAGAGGUCAUACCAAAUCUCUUGUUGUGCUAAAUGCCUUUGCUGCUUCAAACACCAACUCUUGGUAUUUUGAUAGUGGUUGUUCCAAACAUAUGUCUGGGGAUAAAAAUGUUUUCUCAUCUCUCACCGCCUUUGAUAGAGGCACUGUGACUUUUGGUGGAGGUCAUAGGUCUCAAGUUGUUGGAAAAGGUACUGUUUGUAUCCCUGGUCUGCCCGAGCUUAAGAAUGUUAGAUUUGUUGAGGGUCUCACAUCCAAUCUCAUUAGUGUGAGUCAGCUGUGUGACGAUGGAAUAGUAGAGGUUAUAUUCUCCAAGCAUGGCUGCAAAAUCAUUGGAAAAGGUGACAAUGAGAUUGUUAGCGUGGCAAGGUCUAGGGACAAUUGCUACUGUAUUGAUGGUGUCAAUGAUGCAAAAGAAGUAGUUUGCAACAAGGUUGUAAAUGAAACAAGUGUUUUGUGGCAUCAAAGGCUUGGACAUGUGAAUUUUAGAGACUUGCAUAAAUUGUCCAAGAGAGAGUUAGUAAGUGGUCUACCAAAGCUUGAACAAUCUGAUCUGCAUGUUUAUGAAGGAUGUCAAUUAGGCAAACAAGUUAAAGUGUCACACAAAAAGGUUAAACACAUUCAAACUAAUGUUAGUCUAGAACUUGUUCACAUGGAUCUUGUUGGUCCUAUCCAAACCAUGUCCCUUGGUGGAAAGAAAUAUAUUCUUGUCAUGGUUGAUGAUUUCUCUAGAGAAGAUGACUACCUCUUGUUAGAAUUAGUUAGAACAGAUCAUGGCUCUGAAUUUGAGAAUUCUCAGUUUUUGAAAUUUUGUGAAGAAAUGGGAAUUAAACAUGAGUUCUCUGCACCUAUUACACCUCAGCAAAAUGGUGUUGUGGAGAGAAAGAAUAGGGUGCUUGUAGAAAUGGCAAGGGUGAUGCUAAAUAGCAAAAAUCUUGCUAAACACUUUUGGGCUGAAGCUGUCAAUACAGCUUGUUACAUCUCAAACAGGGUAUUUGUGAGGUCUGGUACCAAACAAACUCCCUAUGAGAUUUGGAAAGGAAAGAAGCCUAAUGUGUCAUAUUUUAGGGUCUUUGGUAGCACAUGCUAUAUUUUGAGAGAUAGGGAGCAUCUUGCUAAGUUUGAUUCUAAGUGUGAUAAGGGAAUAUUUCUAGGGUAUUCCACCUCAAGCCGAGCCUAUAGAGUGUACAACUGUAGGUCCAGAACCAUCAUUGAAUCCAUAAACGUCACUAUUGAUGAUUUUGCUGCCUCUACAGAGAUGGUAUUGGCUGAGGAUGGUCUUUUUCCUCCUCCUCCUCUUGAGCAAGAAUUUCCAGGUCUGGAUCUUGUGGUUGACCUGUCAACUUUUGGAAAUUCUGUCCCGGUUGACCUGUCAACCUCUUCAACUUCUAGUUCCAUCUCAUCUGUCCAGGCUGCCAGCUCUCAUACUGAUCUUAGUCCUCUCACUCAAACUGAGAGUGUCAUUAUUAGCCCUCUUAAUCAGGGAGUGAGAACUAGGAAGCAACUUGCUCAAGAAAUUAGCCAUGUGUGUUAUGUCUCCAAGGAAGAGCCUAGAAAUGUGAAAGAAGCCCUACACCAUGGUGAAUGGUUUCUUGCAAUGCAGGAAGAAUUAAAUCAAUUUGUGAGAAAUGAUGUUUGGUACCUUGUUCCUAGACCAGUCAACACUAAUGUCAUAGGCACUAAGUGGAUUUUCAAAAAUAAAACCGAUGAGCAAGGUAAUGUGGUAAGAAACAAGGCUAGAUUGGUUGCUCAAGGAUACACUCAAAUGGAAGGCAUUGACUUUGAUGAAACUUUUGCCCCUGUUGCAAGAUUAGAAUCAGUUAGAUUGCUUCUUGCCAUUGCUUGUCAUUUGAAAUUCAAACUUUAUCAAAUGGAUGUCAAAACUGCUUUCUUGAAUGGUGUCCUAAAUGAAGAGGUAUAUGUUGAGCAACCAAAGGGUUUUGAAGAUCCACAUCAUCCAAAUGAUGUGUUUCUGUUAAAAAAGGCUCUCUAUGAUUUGAAACAAGCUCCUAGAGCAUGGUAUGAGAGGUUAUCCUCUCAUCUUCUAGGAAAUAGGUUUAAAAAGGAUGUCUUGAUUGCUCAAGUGUAUGUUGAUGAUAUUGUGGUUGGUUCUACCUCUGAUUUGCAUGUUCAAGAUUUUAUUCAUGUCAUGACUAGUGAAUUUGAAAUGAGUCUUGUAGGUGAGCUUAACUAUUUCUUAGGUCUUCAAAUUAAACAAAGCCAUGAUGGGAUCUUUGUAUCUCAAUCUAAAUAUGCAAAAAAUCUUGUGACAAAAUUUGGUUUGGAGGGAGCAAAAUCUGCAAGAACUCCAAUGAGCACUAGUGCUAAGAUUCAUAGAGACUUGCAUGGCAAAAGUGUGGAUCAAACUCUCUAUAGAAGCACGAUAAGAAGUCUUCUCUACUUGACUGCUAGUAGACAUGACAUUUCUUUUAGUGUUGGUGUGUGUGCUAGGUUUCAAAGUGACCCAAAAGAGUCUCACUUGUUUGCUGUUAAGAGAAUCAUAAAAUAUGUGAGUGGGACUAUUGAGUUUGGGUUGUGGUAUACCUAUGACACUUGUGUCAAUCUUGUUGGGUAUAGUGAUGCCGAUUGGGCAGUUGUUAGUCUCUUCGCCCCUUCUUCCAUUUUGUUUUCUCUUCGAAAUUCAUUCCCGCUGCUAGCCAUGUCUUCCUCAAAGCCUCUCCUCACUUACCACCGUCAUUCCAAAUCCAAAUCCACUGAAAGAGUGGAUUUCAUUCCCUCAAUUCCUAGGGCUCCUAGAACCCGUCCCUCUUCCUCUGUUCAUGUUGGAGAUUCCUCUCCAUUUGUGUCUUCUGAGGCUGCCUCCUUCUUUGAUGAAGUUGUCUCCAAAAGGAAAUUUGUUCUUGAGAGGUCUUACCAGUUUGAUGCUGUUCCUUUGGCGGCUCAGGAGUUUGCAAAUCAAAUUUUGGAGCACUACCACCUUCAUGCCCUAAACUCUCUCUCUGGUAAGUUUAAUGCCUCUGUAAUUCAGGAGUUUUACUCUAACUUUCUUGCUGAUCCUAAGGAGUCAAAGUUUCAGAUAAUUGUUAGGUCCGUCCCCAUUACUCUGAGACCAUCUGUUAUCAAUCGGGUCUUAGGUUUUCGAUCGUGCCCUGGUUUUGAUUAUGCGAAAUUUGCUCUUGCUUCUGCUGAUUAUUCUAUUGAUCUUUUUAAAUCUAUGGCAUACACUGAUCAAUCCAUGCCUUUGACUUCUAAAGGUCUGCCUAUCAAGUCUUACCUCUCACCUUUUUAUAAAUUUUUGUGGGACUUUAUCCGUCAUAAUGUUCUCCCCACUAGGAACAAUUCUAAUCCCACUCUUGCUGCCUGUCAACUCAUGAUUUCCGUGGUGAAUCAUGAUAAAAUUCCCCUUGGUGAUAUUCUUUAUCAUGCCAUUCUUGGCAAAACCAUAGGACAUGGUACCAAGCACAAGGGGACUCUUGUUUUCCCUUGUCUGAUCCAGCGUCUCUAUGAGAGAAAUGGGGUGGUAUUUCAUGAGUCUGAUCAGUGGCAUCCUCCCACUGCUCCAUCUCAGCUGGCUGCCAAGGAGGAGUAUAUUCAGCAUCUUUUGAGCCUCAUUCCGUCCUCUUCGACUCCUGCCACCGCUGCUGCUACUGAUGUACAUCCUCCGACGUCUCCUGUAGCUGAGAACUCUGAUGACUCUGUGGAUUCUGGUGGUUCUUUGGUUUUUUAG
This is a messenger RNA of Prunus mume (Japanese apricot), 5433 nucleotides long. The record is from RefSeq and is a predicted model, not a curated record. Lineage: Eukaryota; Viridiplantae; Streptophyta; Magnoliopsida; Rosales; Rosaceae.